Molecule: messenger RNA, 2606 nt
Organism: Xyrauchen texanus (razorback sucker)
Lineage: Eukaryota; Metazoa; Chordata; Actinopteri; Cypriniformes; Catostomidae
Gene: agmo
Product: alkylglycerol monooxygenase
Biological process (GO): lipid biosynthetic process
Cellular component (GO): endoplasmic reticulum
Molecular function (GO): oxidoreductase activity; iron ion binding
Source: RefSeq, a predicted model, not a curated record
UAGAUCCACAUAAAAGCCCCAGCCGACAGGAACAUCUGUUUUCAUCUGGCUGUGAGAGGAGUCAGUGAUCUAUAGUUUCACUUUAAACGCAUUUACCAAAACAAUGGCGCGAGUGGAAGUUAGCAGUGUUACUGUUUCUCAGGGUGUUCGUAUGAUGUUCAAUCUAAUCACACCUAAUGAAUCAUCAUUCGCGACUCCAGAAGAGGUUCCGAAAUAUGUAAAUCAGGCCACACCAUACUUCAUUGGUUUGAUGUUGUUGGAGAUUGGUUUGGGAUGGUUAAAAGCAGACCACCCUCACAUCAAGAUCAACGACUUCAUAACGUCUGUUUCAGCAGGGAUGAUGUCACGUCUCCCUCAGCUCAUAAUUAGAAGUAUGGAGCUGUCAGCUUAUAUCUACGUCUGGAACAACUUCUGUGUAUAUGAGCUUCCCUGGGAUUCUGCUUGGACGUGGUGGCUUGCGUUUCUUGGUGUGGACAUGGGAUACUACUGGUUUCAUCGAUGUGCCCAUGAGUUAAACAUUCUGUGGGCAGCUCAUCAGGUUCAUCACAGCUCUGAACACUACAAUUUGUCAACAGCACUACGCCAGUCUACCACCCAGCAGUUUUCCUCAUGGGUGUUUUACCUUCCAUUGGCGCUGGUGGUUCCUCCGUCAGUGUUUGCAGUGCACAUACAGUUUAACCUGCUCUAUCAGUUCUGGAUUCAUACUGAGCUGGUGAAAGAUCUUGGACCACUGGAGUGGAUUCUGAAUACUCCCAGCCACCAUAGAGUUCACCAUGGCCGAAACCCAUAUUGCAUUGAUAAGAAUUAUGCCGGUAUCUUGAUCAUUUGGGACAGGAUGUUUGGUACGUUCGCUUGGGAAAGUGAUAAAGUUAUCUAUGGGCUCACACAUCCAAUCAACACAUUUGAAAACUGGACUAUCCAGUUCCUUAAUUACCCCUACCUGUGGCAGAGGUUCUGGGAAUCUGAAGGAAUUUCAAAUAAGCUGUCCGUCAUUUUUAAAGGGCCAGGCUGGACUCCAGGAAAACCAAGACUGGGGGACAUUGCUGAUAUUCCUGAGAUUACUGGAGAGGAAAAGCCACAUGAUCCAGCAUGGUCCCCAGCUCUGCAAGCCUACGUGUUUAUACAGUUCAUACUUCUGCUGGAUGUGUACAACAACUUGUUAAUGGAUCAAAUGAUACUUUCUGAGAUGACUGUACUUCUCAUGACGGCCUAUGUGUUAUUGUCUCUUACCUGCUUGGGCUUCAUUAUAGAUCAGAGGGCUAAUGCAGCAGAAUGGGAGAUGAUAAGAUGCCUUGUGAUAAUGGCUCUUCUUCGUUUUGGUUACAUUACACCUCCAGUGCCUCUGUUGGCUUUUCCCACUGAGGCAUUUGUUUUCAUCUCUGCAGUCUACUGGAUUCUGCAAUGUGUGAACCAGCUGACUAACAAGAUGAAGAAACAAAACUAAAACAUCGGCUGGUGUCUCAUAAACAACAAACAACCUCACAUUACAGGGAAUUUUGUCCCCCUCAUAUUACUAGAGAAAUCUCAUAAACUAUUUUUCUUAAAGAUUCUGACAAACUGAAACAAAUGUAAUUUGAUAAAACAUUUUGGGAAAACAUUUUUGUUUUAGUCUAACAAUCAAAAGGCACUAAAAUGGUAAGAAUGAAUGUUAAGACACUAACGACAUAAAAAGAUAUGUCUCCUGGUGUUCAGAAUGGUACUACCAGCUGAAAGCUCAAGUUUUCAGCCGUACAGUAAGCACUUGUAAUGCAUGAUGUAGAUUAAAAACUGAAGGCAAUUGUAAUAAUUAAUUACAAUUCUAUGAAUUUUAUUAUAUUGCAUUUAUUUCUGUUUUAUUAUAUUUAAUUUCAUUCUAUGCAAUUCUAUUUGAUUACGUGUUUAAUUAUAUCUAAUUCUAUCUAGCUCUGUUCAGUUCUAUUACAUUCAUUGUGACUACUCUAUGUAGUUCUAUUUGAUUUCAGUAAAUCUAUUUCUAUUUGAACUUUUCUGUUAAUUAUAUUAAAUUAUAUUCUAUAAAUUUAGAUUCUCUAUUCUUUAAUUCUAUUUUUAAGAAAGCUGUCAUUAAAGAUUAGUUCAGAGUGUAUUAAAAAUAAAAACAACAGUACUGAAUAAGAAAGCUUAAUGGCGUAUUAAGGAGAGGAGUUGGAAGAAUAUAAAAUUGCUAAAUGCUAUUUUAACCCACAGAUGUGUUCAUACUGUAUGUGUAUAAUUGAGUAUCAUAAAAUGAUAUACUGUUUAAUGUCUUACAAUGUAAUAUUAGCAAGACAAAUAAUGCAAACAAGCUCUCAUGAGAGGAUAGAAGUAUUCAUGCUACAAUAAUUAAAAAAUUCUAAGCAUUUUCAUAAUCAAACAAUCAGCUUGUCUUUCAGCAGCUGUAUAACAUGGUCUUGUUUGUAAUUUUUUCAUAAUUUCAUAAAACACUGAUUUCACUGUUUCAUAACAGCUGCUUUCCCACCUGGGAUUAAAUGAGGUGGUGUGCUUAAGUGGUGUUAAUAAUUAUUGUCAAAUUUGUUGGCUGUCUCACUAAAAGAUCCCUGGCGGUGUGCAGAACGUACUAUGUUACAUUACUAAAUGUUACUGCUCAUUAAAGACACAGCAGCAGAAUU